This is a messenger RNA of Aspergillus affinis, 1410 nucleotides long. RefSeq names its product cytochrome P450. The coding region runs from base 1 to 1410 and encodes 469 amino acids. The record is from RefSeq and is a predicted model, not a curated record. Lineage: Eukaryota; Fungi; Ascomycota; Eurotiomycetes; Eurotiales; Aspergillaceae. The transcript is spliced from 5 exons. Gene Ontology annotation, molecular function: oxidoreductase activity, acting on paired donors, with incorporation or reduction of molecular oxygen; heme binding; monooxygenase activity.
AUGGAAACAAGAUUUUCUAGCGAGGAAUUAUACUUCUUGGUCCGUGAAAAGCCGGAAUGCCAUCCGUCGGCCUCAGCCUUGCUCUUGGCCGUCUCCUUCGCGCUCAUAAACCAUGCCAUCACCGUCCUAAAAGCCUUUCGAUCCCCAUUAAGGAAAGUCCCAGGGUCAUGGUAUGCUCCGUUGACGACAUUACAUCUUCGACAUGGUUUCGCCACUGGCAAGAUUUGGAAGAUGGUUGAGAAAGGUCACAAGGCGUACGGACCCAUCUUCCGUCUUAGUCCUCGCCAAAUAUGGGUUUCGGAGAAGGAAGCCAUGAAAACUAUUCUACAGACCGUGUAUCUCCCGAAGGUGAACAUGUAUGCUGAGAUCUCGCGAGAUCUGCUGAGCCCCGGAUUGUUUGGGGAGGUCCGGCCGGGCCCUCACAAAAAUUUGAAAAAAUUCUUAUCACCCGCGUUUUCAGUGAGCUACGUGGAUAAUCUUGAUCAAUUUUUCUCGCUGUGUAUAGGCUCGUUGGUUAAGAAAUACCGCAAUCAAACAUGCUCCGCAAGCUCUCCUCAAGCACCAAAAACAACAGAGAUAGACCUAAUGAAUGGCCUGCACUGUGUGGCUCUUGAUGUAAUGGGCGAAUGUUCCUUCGGUCGAGGGUUCGGGCAGACAAAUCCCACCAAAGACGAAUACCUCAAUGUCGAGGAGAGGGUUUGGAAACGCAUCCCAGAUUCUAUUUUCUCUGGGAUGACACAGCGCUAUCAGGGUAUUCAAGCCAUUGCUGACAGUCGAACGACGGAGAAAACAGCUUCACGUCCAGAUCUCCUGCAACAUCUCAUUGAAGACGGCACCCGCCCAGACAAUCUCCAGAUAAUGACCUCCCGUGACAUUAUUGAUCAGAUAGCCAAAACCAUUCUAGCAGGGUCUGAGACUACGUCAGGAACUAUCACCUGUCUAUUCUUGGAGCUCGCGCGCAGUCCGGACAAAAAGAAGAAAUUGCUCCAAUCACUACCAGCGCUGAGCCCAGAUGAUCCCGUUAUUGACAGUAAGGCCAUCCGGACAGACGACCAAUACAAAUACCUCAAUGCUUGUAUCAAAGAGAAUCUGAGAAUGCAUCCGAUCGCGAGUGAGAUGGGGCGCAAAACCGGCAAGGAAUGGUGCCAUUUAGCUGGCUAUGAUAUUCCUCCCGGGACAGUUGUCUCGGCAAGCUACCGAAACCUACAUCGCAGUGAAGAAUUCUGGCCUGAACCUCUGAAGUUCUGGCCAGAGAGAUGGUUAGAGAAUGAAGAGGAAAGGGAGGGUGCUCCGAAACCCGACUUUGCAAGGGCUGAAAUUCGAAUGGCUGCGGCCAAUGUCCUGUCUAGGUUCGACGUCGAAGAGAUACCUAGGCAAGUUAUCGACUAUCGGCAGUACAUUACUAUGUAA